AUGACCUCUGACCCCGCCCAGGUUCAAAAGGACCCGCCUCCACAGCCACCACCACCACCCUCCGGAAGCGACCCCAACAUCGACCACAAUGCCCCUUCCUUGGACGCGCUCGCCGGCUUGCCGUCCAUAGACUCGUCCUCAAUCGAAUUUCUCCUCCCCCCCAGCCUCAACUUUGGCGACACUACCGGAUCCACCAGCCUCGACGAGCAGAUCCAGGCCUUCACCGCGGGCCUGGCAAAUACCCUUGGCGCAAGCAACGACGCAGGCCACGAUGCUUCAUCCAGCCAUCCUUCGGCGUCUGUAGCGGGAACCGCUGGCGAUGCACUCGCUCGCGCUCAGACCGCCUCGGACGCUUCCGACCCGCUGGCUGAAUAUCUCUCUGCCAUGCCUUCGAUGGACGCCACGGCGCUAGCUACUCCUCACGAAGGACUCGAUCCGGAAGGCCACGAUGCCAACGCAGCCGUCGAGUCGCUCCUCGCUAGCCUUGGUCAGCUGUCACAGCAGAACCACCAAUCGCAACAACAGGGUCACUUCCAGCCCGCUCCGCCUUCGACUCACCAGGCAUUACCCGAGAACCCGCCGGCCCCAUCCUCAGCCACGCCCUCUGAUGCGCUCGAUCCGACGUCGCCCGGAUACAUUGACGCUCUCCUUGCCGAAGCUUCUCGCAGCGCCUUUGCUGCAGUACAGUCUGCGGCUGCUGCUGCUGCGGGGCCGUCGCAGCAGCCCGCCCCGCCAGCUGCUGCUUCCAGCGAGACCUCUGCAGAACCGGUCUCCAAGGACCUUUUUCCAUCGGCGGGCGACACGGAUGCCUCCAUCAACGCCAGCCUCCAGCAGUUCAUGGCUAGCUUGCAGGCCAAGGUCACCUCCAGCCUGGCCGAAGACACGCCCGAGCAGUCGCACCAAGCCACUCCGGAGCUACCCGCGCCCGCGCCCACGCCUGUCCCCGCUCCGGCGCCAGCAACAGCGACACCUGCGGCAGCUUCGCCAAUCUCGACACCCUCGAAGCCAAAACCAAAACCGAAGCUGCCCAAGCCCGCAAAGGCCGCAGCGCCGCUGAGGCCGGUGCCUGUUCCACCAACGAAGAGGAUCCUGGGCAAACGCAAGCAUCGCGAGAUUGGACCGGUGGAACGGCGAAAUCGGGUCGAGCGGGCGCUCACCACCUACCUGCGCGACAUUGAUCCUCUUGUCAAGCCCGGCCUCGUCACCGGACCCAUCUUGUCGCCCAAUGUCGGCACCACCAAGAUGACGACGGUUCGCUGCACUCACGCCUCGGUGGCGCAGAAGUCAUACGGGUCCGAGAAGCGCUUCCUCAACCCGCCGCCCAUCGUGCACGUCAUUGGUCCGCUGCGGCGGUACGCCGACUGGGGACCUGCGGUGGCGACUUCGCAAUCAGCGCCCAAGCACGAGGCGGGUCCACAGUCGGGUGACCAGUUCGAGUGCGGGCUCAGCAUGCUGGUCAAGGGCGAGACCGACGAGCUCUUUUCCAACGAGCAGAUCGCCACGCUCGAUAGGAGCUUCGAGACCAAGGUCAAGUCGCUCUACGUCACGCCGACCGGGAGAUCCAAGAGCUUCCGCCUGCAGCUCAACCUGCUGCGGUCCACGUCGCCCGAGUCGUACGCUGCCUCCCUUCCGCCGGCCAAGCGUCUCAAGCUGGCCUCAUCCCCCUCUAUGCCCGGCACCAUCCCCGGCAACGCCGUCGACUCGAUGGCGGCAGUGAUUGCAGCCCUGCAACAGGGGCAUCCGUCGCCCGACAAGCAGAAUGCGAACGACCACCUCUCGCGGCUGCCCGGGGGCCUGUCGUGGGUCUCGUUCGAGUCUGCGCCCGUCACGAUUGUCUCAAAGUCGUCCAAGAAGACGGUCAAGCCGCGCAGCUCGUCGGCGCAGAUCUCGAACGGGUCCAUGAUCUCGCUCUUCAACCGAAUCAACUCGCAGACGGCGCGGACCAAGUACGCCCAUACUGCCAACGACGGUAGGCUGACGGCGCAGAGCCAGGAAUGGUCGGCCUACCGGGUGACGCUCGUAUCGAGGCCGCCGCAGGCCGACUUGGCCGGCGCAGAGGAGGGCAGCGUCACCUACGGCUCCACCAUCAUCCUGACCGACAUCACCUCGGGCGCCAGCACGGAUCCGCUCGUCGUCUGCAAGGUCGACAAGGGUGAGGUGAUGCUGCCUCAGAUCGACCCUCCCGCCGAGAUUGGGCUGGCAGGUUCCGGCAUGCGGUCGCGGAGGAUUCCGGUCAACAUCGACCUGCGCGGCGGCGCGUUUGCCACCGACAACGGCCCCGUCUCGAUGCUGGCGGCGCAGAAGAAGGACGGGCAAAGCGGUGCUGCGUCGGGCCCUGCAGGGGCCAACGGGAAGCCGAGCACGACGGCCGCCAACGACGCGAGCAGCACGCCCUCGGCAUCAGGAGGUGCGGCCGCCGGCGCGGGCACGUCCUCGUCGGGCCGCAGCGUUGGCGAGGACCUCAACGUCUACGGACCCGUUGGGCAGCUGCAGAAGGUGGCCUUGAUGCGUUUCGUCCCGCGAUCCGAGACGGAUCGAAUCUACGGCGACUCGGAGCACCUCGAGUCGGACUUUACCUCGCCCCGGAGCUACCUAUGCGCGGUGCCGCCGGAACGGUGGAAGGCAAAGGCGCCACCGGAGGCCGUGGGGCAGGAGCCGCUCGCGACAUCUUACGUCAACGCCCACACCAACGGGCUCGAUUCGCCGAUGCUCGUCGAUGACCUGGCGCCGUUCGACCACCACAGCGACGGCGACGGCAACUCGCUCACGUUUGUCAGCCCCAAGACCAAGGUCGUGGCCAAGGAGCACGGGCCAGGCAUGAAGGUCGUCGACGAGGUCGACGAUACGUUUGCCUGGUCCGUCAUUGGUGUCUCGCGCUUCGAGUUUUCAUUUUUCGACACGAGCGCCACCGAGGCGUCCAAGGACGAAGGGCCAAGCGAGGUACCCAUCGGGCCGUUUCCGCUCAUCACGUCGAUGCCGACCUACGACCAGCACACGCACACUCUCAGCUUCACCGUGGCCAACUUUGUCGUGCCGCGCGCCGUCGGCGGCCUCCUCGACCUGGGCGCAGGCGGCGGCGGGAGCGGAGGCAGCGAGGCAAAAGUGCCGCUCGAGGUGUGGAUCGGUCCGCUGGGACCGUGUUCCUGUCAACAUUCGCCCGUCGCGCCUCCGACGACGCCGAAUACGCCAUCCGCAGCAGCGGCGGCGGCGGCGGGGGAGGAGGGGAGCGAGAUGUUGGUCAGCGUCAAGCUACCACCCGUCGAAAAAAUGUUGACGCUGGUCCAAUCCUCGUCGUCGUCGUCCAGCGCCACCACCACAGACCGGACGACCCAACCGACGGCGGCGGGGGCAGCGGAAGUACCUGCGCACUUUCUGCUUCCGCUCGUCUUUGUCAAGGAUUCCGACGGGACGGCUUUUCAUUCGGGGCGGCACGUCGUGUGCGAGGACCUGGUGCAGCUCAUGCACGCCGCGGGCCACGAGGCCGAUGCCGAGACCUUGUGCCAGCUCGGUUUCGGCCUGGGCCAGAUUGCAGGUCCGCCCAAAGUCGGCGCUUGGAGCGUCCGAAUCAUCUAG
Pseudozyma flocculosa PF-1 is the source of this 3573-nucleotide messenger RNA. RefSeq lists its product as uncharacterized. The coding region runs from base 1 to 3573 and encodes 1190 amino acids. Gene Ontology annotation, molecular function: RNA polymerase II cis-regulatory region sequence-specific DNA binding; DNA-binding transcription activator activity, RNA polymerase II-specific. Lineage: Eukaryota; Fungi; Basidiomycota; Ustilaginomycetes; Ustilaginales; Ustilaginaceae. The record is from RefSeq and is a predicted model, not a curated record. The transcript has 2 exons. Gene Ontology annotation, cellular component: nucleus. Gene Ontology annotation, biological process: regulation of transcription by RNA polymerase II.